Messenger RNA from Alternaria postmessia, 1155 nucleotides. RefSeq lists its product as uncharacterized. The transcript is spliced from 2 exons. Gene Ontology annotation, cellular component: membrane. The coding region runs from base 1 to 1155 and encodes 384 amino acids. Gene Ontology annotation, biological process: metal ion transport; transmembrane transport. Gene Ontology annotation, molecular function: cobalt ion transmembrane transporter activity; magnesium ion transmembrane transporter activity; cobalt ion binding. Lineage: Eukaryota; Fungi; Ascomycota; Dothideomycetes; Pleosporales; Pleosporaceae. The record is from RefSeq and is a predicted model, not a curated record.
AUGUACAGAAACUACGUUUCCAAAGUUCAAUUCGAAGUCAACCAUCGACCAAGCAAGCGCCUCGUCCGCUCUAUCAAUCUUAUCCAGGAGGAACUGCAAAUCCUGAUAUCAGUGAACAGAUGGCAAAGCACUGUUAUCCAGAACUACUUGAGCGUCCUCGAUGAUUCCAUGUAUGAAACAGCCAUACCAGCCCGCCGAGGCAUGUUUCCGUAUGAACGUAUUCUCGUUCAAAACUGCCUAGACCAACUAUCUCUGGCUCGGGAGGAUUACAUUGAUUUAAUUUCGCGUUGUACUCCACUCUCCGACCGUACAAAGCAGAUGCUCGAGAUUAAUGAAGAAGAUCAUGGCAAAGCCAUCAUGGUCUUCACGGUUGUCACAGUCAUAUUCCUACCGCUAUCGUUUGUAACGAGCUAUUUCGGUAUGAACGCUUCAGACAUCAGGGAUAUGGACCAAAAGCAGGACUUGUUUUGGUCUGUCGCUAUACCACUCACAGUGGUUACGGUGGGGUCCUGCCUACUCAUCGGUUAUAAUGGGAACGAACUGCGAGAUAUGAUCUCAUCAUUUUAUCGAACACUCAUGGGCAAAGAGAAGAGAAUAAUCGAGGCUUAUGGCAUGGGUGUACCGCAACGUAAACAUAUACCGAAAUUUCCAAGCGAAUCAGGCGGCAGAGUGGAUUCGUUCAAUCCCGCUUAUGACGCUGAAUUCACCAGUCCCCGAUUCGGACUACAAAGAAGGCCAUACGACUUCGAGGCGGACGACGACUGGUACGACUCGCCCUACAACCCCACACCACUGAACAGGCUACCAGGUCCCCCUGUUUUCCGGCCUAUGCCUAUGACAAGCAGCGAUGAAUCGCGGUAUUUCCUAGAAAACGACGGUUUGAAGAACAAAACAGGAGUAAAACAUCGAAGAACAAAUUAUUACGAUGGAGCUUACACAGCUCCGCGGGACCAGGACCGAAUGGGGUACGACCAAUACCGCUACGUUCGCCGCAGCAGCAUCGAUAAUAUAUCGCGCAAUCCCCCGUCAGUGCGGUCAGUUCACAUACCUCCACCAAUACCGCCUUGUGGAUUCGCAAGCAAGAAGUCACGAAGCCGGAGUAGGAGUAGGAAUGAACACGGCCAAGUUGGCUCGAGGGACACGUUCUUUCAUUGA